CAGGAGGGCCACCGCCUGAAGGCCUGGGGCGUCCUGGGUACCCGCCCUGGGGCGGAGCUGCUGCGGCCAGGUGGGUCCUACUCCGCCUCGCCGGCGCCCCCAGGAAACCUGGCCCUGCGUUCAGGGCGACAGGCCCUCCCCUACGACACCCUGCAGGGGAGGAGAAGAAGGGCAGAGCAAAGUGGAAACCCCCAAAGUUGGGAGGGACUUCCUGUGCAGGGUGCGGGCAAACAGCCGUGUUGCCGAAGAGGGAGCCUCCUAAAUGGGAAGAACAGGGUAGAAAUGAGCGAAACGGCCGCGAAAAAUGGCUUUACACAUAAGGGAGCAUUUCCUGGGAGCAAAAGCCUGACGGAUGAGUGCAAAAGGCCACAUUUGGAGAAUGCCGGGCUUGCCUGGAAACGAAGAGAGGGAGAAGGAUCCCCUUGGGUUCCCUGUGGGAAUUCUGAGUUCUGGGAGUCCCCAGCCCCAUCAGGUGACCCCUAGGCUGUCACCACAGUUUCCCAGAGUCCUUCUAGUCCCUGCCAGCCUGCAAUAUGAUGAUACCACCAUGUCAUGUCUUAAAUGGGGAAUCCUGGCCUGCACUCAGCAAAAGACAAGACACUCUGCUCUCAGGGAGCACUUGCUCCUGGGGUUGGGGUGCGGUUCUUCCCCAGGCACCAGCCAAGGGAGCCCCUAGCCUGCCCACUCAGCCUCACACCCAGGGCUGAGCAGUUUGCUUUCCUGCAGCCGCAGCAGGCCCUCAAGGGGGCGCCCAGGACAUCAGCGUGACUCCCAUCACCAAGUUGAUGGUCCCCGGCCCCAACUGUGCAAUGCUUCCAGCCAGUGGCCAUGCAGGGUCCAUACCCCCUGGCUACUUCAUCCACCCUGACACUGGGAAGGUGCUGCCUGAGGCUGGAAAUCUGGGGUACGAUCUGCAGGGAGCUACCUUGGUGCCCACCACUGACUUCAGUUCCGGUGGCGUCCGAACAUCAGAAGCCGCCAUCCUCCCCUAUGUGCCCUACCCAACCUGUCCUGCCACGGGCUCGCCUCCCGCCCCCCACCUGCCUGUCCUGCAGCCGAGUCGGACAUCACAGCUGGGGGCGCUCAUGACAGACCCCGCAACUGGCAUCGAGGUGCCCGUGCUGGCUGUGACUCUGCAUCCUCAAACCAGGCAGUGGCUCACUCUUGGGGGCACAUACUGCAAUCCUCUCACCAAGACCUCAGCCCCUCUAGAGUUGGGGGGCCCCAUGGAGGACCCAGUCACGGGAAGCAUCUCGCCAAUCCUGGGAGUCGGGUUGGAUGAAAACACAGGUCAGGUGCUUGCACUGGGGGGGCUGCGAGACGCCUCGGGGAGCCUUAUGCUGCCUGGUGACAGCUUUGAGGAGCCUCUGAGCAGGAAGACGGUCCGGCUGCAGGGAGUGUCUCAGCGAGAGGGCCAGACAGUGCCCCACAUGGGAGGAUCACAGGCCCUGCUGGACGCCAAUGUGCUGGUGGCCCAGAGGCGAGUGACUGCCGUGCUCCAGAGCUACGGGGAGAGGCCGGGGUCAAGGACACAGGGGCUUCUGGAGGCUGCCAUCAAGGACAUGAGACAGGCACUGGGCUUGAGUCUGCACCAUGCCCUGCAGCAGGCUCGGAGACUGGAGCGGCAGCUGGGGACAGCAGAGGCCAUCGUGGCCAGUGGCGGGAAGAUAGGAAUGAUGUGCUAUCCUGGGACGGAGCUGUGGGUCCCAGUCUUGUACAGGAUGGAGAUCCCAGACCCUGAGGGCUCAGGGCUCAUGGUGCCCAUCCUGGGCAUGGAGACUGAUGGGAAUUCGGGUGACGCCACACCCCUGGCAGGUUCAAUGGAAGAUGCUGAUGGCAAAGGUCUUGUCCCAAUCUCGAUUGGGGGUCAAGCCAUAGACCCCUUGACCGGGGAACCUGGUCCUGUCAUUGGUGCUCAGACAGACCCCUCUGCCGGAGUGGUGGUGCCCAUCGUCCAAGUGCUGGAGGCCCUGCCUCAAGGAGUGAGAGACCCUGGUCUGAUCGUUGCCUCAGGCUCCCCUGCAUGUUUGGAGAAUUACCCUGGAGACAGAUUCUAUGGAAUGAUCCCCACUUCCCUCAGGGCCGGGGCUGCUGCCUGCCCGCUCUUGAUCCCCUUCCUGAAGAGCCUCACUGCAGCGCUAGUGGGAGCUCAAGGCCGUGGCCCAGGCCAGGAGGACCAGGGGCCAGGAACAGAUGCAGAUAAAGCUGACAUCAUGUGGACCUCACCACUCUUUUCUACCCUAGAGAAAGUAGACAUCUGGUCCCAAGCCCCCAAGGAAGAAGCUGAACUACAAGGACAGGUGCAUCACCUGCUAGCCCCCAACAGCUCUUUGCAGGAUGUCCCAAAACCUCAGUUAAUGCAGAAGGAAGAGCUUAUCACUGUGCAACCCACAGACCUUUCUGCCAGGGAGUUCAUGGUUUGCCAGUAUGACCUCUCCGUCCUGAACCUCCUCAUCCCCGAGCUGCAUGCUCCUGAAAUCACCCUGCAGAUUGCUUCUCGUCUUCCUGCGAUGGAUGCUUCAGACAAUGCCUUCCAAGGCUCCUUCUUCUAUCAGAGCACUGAAAACACACUGUUUGUUGGGAGAGAGUCUUUGGCGUCUGCGGGGAGUUUCAUUCUGCUGCUGAUCCACUGCCUGGCCCACAUCGCCACCGAGGACUUCCGCCAGGAUGCAAACCCUGCCUUUCUGAGGUCAUUUUACAAGGGCCUUCGGGCUUAUUUUGGGGAAGCAUUCUCAACCACACUGCGGGUGUCUGCGAUCUCCUGGGACAGUAAGCUUGACCAGAGCAUAAGCGCUACUCUGCGGGACGAGCAGCCCAUCUCUGAAAGAGGAAGAGAUCUUCUCUUUUUACUCCUUGAAAGGAAGUGUGAGUCUUGCUUGGAGCCUGAGUCAUCGGAAGAGUAUAGAAAGAGAAACACGGAUCUUCUCCUCUUCACCAGUAUGGAACAUUUUCUAAAAUCCCUCCUCCCGGCAGAACAGCAGAUCCCAAGAAAAGCAAGAGAUCAGCAUGGGGACGAAGAGAAGAGAUGUGACGUUGCAUGUCAAGGUCAAGAUCACCAGCUAGCACCCCGGAGAAAUAACUGAACACUGACUUCAGCCCUGGGCCCCAGUCCACUUUAUGAAAAGUUAUCACCCAUGUCUGGGGUGAAAACUACCUUUAAAACUUUAUUAAAAUAUAACACAGCUUUUAAAAGUGCACGUAUCAUAAAUGCACUCCUCACAAAUCAUCCAAAGUGAACAUUUCCAUGUAACCAACAUCAAGAAAGACAACAUCACCAGUCUCCCAGAAGUCCCCCAUGUCCCCUCCUUCCGGUCAUUGGCCCCCCGAGAAUAACCACUAUCCUGACUUCAGACAUCAUCAACUGUUUUUGUUUAUUCAUGAACUUCACAUAAACAGAAUCAUAAAUUAUGAAUUACUUUAUCAUUCCUUUUGUUGAGCAUCAUGUUUGUAAGGUGUAUACAUAUUGUUGCAUGUAGUUGUAGUUUGCUGAUUGUCUUUGCUAUAAAACAUUCCAUUGUGUGGAUAUAUCAACAUUUAUUCUUUCCACUACUAAUAUUAGUGCCUGUGGGUAUUUUCUAGUUUGGGGUUAUUACAAAUAGUCUUGUGCACCUUUUAGUGACUAUAUGUGGCUGUACCAAAUAGAUAUUACUUAGAACUGGAAAUUCUGGGUCUUAAUGGGUGGAUAGUUCUCUCCUUAGCAGAUACUAUCAACGGGACUUCCAAAGUGAUUGUAUGAAUAUAGACUGCCACCAGAAGGGAGUAAGGGUUCUGGUCACUCUCCAUUUUUAUCAACACUUAGAAUGUUCCAUCUUUUUUAUUUUAUGCAUUCUUCUGGGUACGUGGUUUUAACUUGCACGUUCCUGAUGGCCUCUGAAACUGGGCACCGUCCAUGUGUUUAUACACAUUUGAGUGUCUUCUCUUGAGAAGUGCCAGUCAAGUAUUUGCCGAUUUUUCAUUGGAUUCCCAAUUUAAUUGAUUUGUAGGAAUUCUUUAUUCUGCAACUAUUUUCCCUCAUUCUGUAGAUUGCCUUUUUAUGAAAAUAACUACAUAUAAUAUUUCUUUUUCUGCUUCAUUUUUUGAUCUAGAAAGAAAAUGGUGAUCUCAUUUCAGUCUGCAGUUUAAAAGAUGUUAAAUAUGGAAAUAUGAUAUCUAAUAAGGUUAAUAAGAGAAUUUUUUAAAUACCUGUAACAUUGAUGUGUCAAUCACAUAAAUGUAUACCUCAACCUUGGGUAGAUAUAUAACAGAGGUUAAUAUUUGGCACAGAGGAUAACAUGCAUACAAUGGGACUAAGAAAUCAUUAGAUCACAUAUUUUAUUAAAAUAUUCAUUAUUUAGAGAUACUGACUGAACCUCUUUCUAGAAAUGUAAAUUUGCAUAUAUUGUCAUUUAUCAGGCUGAUUAACUUAUCUGAAAUUGUCUGCUACUGAAUCACACAAAGUAGUUAGAUAUAUUUGCACAAUAUUUGGUGAUCUGGAAUGAGAAUUUAGAGAUCUGGCAAUAAGAUACAGGCCAUGUGGCCUGCACAGAAUUCCCUGUGGAAGCUCUGGUUGGAACACUUCAGAGAAAUAAACAGUCAUCUGAAACAAGUUUGAGUGCUGAUCAGGAGAGACACAACCAUCUCAUGAAUUCAAUGGAAGCCAAAACAUUUUUCUUCAAAUACAAACUUCAAAUCAAAAGCCGGCUCAAAUGACAAACCCAAUGCCAGCAAUUCAAGCUGCUUCUCACAUGGAUAAUUCUCUGUAUUAUACUCCAAGAUGAGUAGCAGAAGGAAUUUUUCUUUUUUACAUAACAAUUGUUAUUGAGUCUUU
Mirounga angustirostris (Northern elephant seal) is the source of this 4807-nucleotide messenger RNA. RefSeq lists its product as uncharacterized. Lineage: Eukaryota; Metazoa; Chordata; Mammalia; Carnivora; Phocidae. The record is from RefSeq and is a predicted model, not a curated record. Bases 786 to 3083 code for a protein of 765 amino acids. The transcript is spliced from 13 exons.